Messenger RNA from Brienomyrus brachyistius, 20149 nucleotides. It is a transcript of the gene neb, whose product is annotated as nebulin. NCBI's taxonomy places the organism in Eukaryota, Metazoa, Chordata, Actinopteri, Osteoglossiformes, Mormyridae. The transcript is spliced from 142 exons. Gene Ontology annotation, biological process: cardiac muscle thin filament assembly. Gene Ontology annotation, cellular component: Z disc. The record is from RefSeq and is a predicted model, not a curated record. Gene Ontology annotation, molecular function: actin filament binding. The coding region runs from base 148 to 19701 and encodes 6517 amino acids.
UGGGACCGAGUGGUGUUUCCCAGCGUUUCACUGGAGGGGUGAGCUGGGGAGAUUGGUAGCUUGGUACAGUUUCAGCUUAAAAGAAUUACAGAAAAAACCGUAAGUGGAUUAUCUGUUUUGGGCCAAAGUAAUUAAAGCAUCAGAAUCAUGAUGGAGACAGAGGAGUUUGAAGAAGAGUAUGAGGAAGAAUAUGAGGAAGAGACUGAGGAGGAGGUUGUGGAGAAGCAAGUUGUGGCGAGAACGGAAGGGAUCACCCAGAAAACAGCAGCCGCGGAGUCUGGGGCUCUUCCCGUGCGAAGGAUGAAGAAGAAGGUGAAGGUGGACACCUCCAAGUUCAUGACCCCCUAUCUGGCCCACAGCCAGAAGAUGCUGGACCUUUUCAGCCAUAAUAAAUAUCGGCAGGCGUAUGACCAGAGCAAAGGGCAGCCGUAUGCUGUGACGGCCGAAAACCUGGAGAUGAUGAGGAUAAAGAAGGCCCAGCAGCAGCUCAGCGAUGUGAAGUACCGGAUGGAGGGUGUGAAGUCGCAGACCAUGAGCCAUUACGAUGGGACGGCCCGGGAGAUCACCCACGUCAAGCACGUCUCUGAGCUGUUGAACAAAGCUCUCUACAGGCAGAAAUGGGAUGAGACCAAGGACAAGUACCUGCUGCCCCCAGAUGCUCCAGAGCUGGUGCAAGCAGUGAAGAACGCACAGAAUUACAGCAAGAAAUUGUACACAGAGGCCUGGGAUGAGGACAAGACCAUGUACUUCCCCUAUAGCGACAGCCCCGAGUUACGCAGGGUGGCCAAAGCCCAAGAAGUCCUCAGUGAUGUCCAGUACAAGAAGAGCCAUGAUGAACAACUGGCCAAGUUCACCUCCCUGGCAAACCCCCCUGAGGUGGAUCUGGCCAAGAAGGUGUUUGCACAGCGCAGUGAUCUUAAAUAUCGUGAUGCCUACAACAAGAAGGUGAAGGGCCACUGGUGCGAAACGCCAUACAUUGAUGUCGCCAUCGCCAAGAUGGCCAUGGACAACAUCAGCGCCAGAAAGUACACAGCUGACUAUGAAGACGCCAAAGACCGGAUUUAUUUCAUGCAAACCCAGACCCCUGAGUAUGAAUUCCAGAAGAAGGCGGGGCAGACGGCCAGUGCGGUCAAGUACAAGAAGGAAUAUGAGAAGACAAAGUCAACAUCCAGCUACAGCACCCUCCCAGCGUCAAACAACCCCGUGCUGAGGCAGCAGAGAUACGCCGGCACCAUCCUGAGCGACAAAGUGUACAAGGCUGACUAUGAGAAAGCAAGGGGCUUUAGCAUCAACUACUGCGACACUCCCAAGUUCAAGAUGGACAACAUCAUGAAGAAGUUCAGUGAUGCACAUUAUAAAGACAAAUAUGAAAACGAAGUCAAGGGACAUUAUGUCGGCAGCUACGAGGACAUGAAUAUGCUGCACUGCCAGAGGGUGGAGGAGAUGAAGGGAGAUAAAAAUUACAAAGCUGACUAUGAAGAUACCAAGAACAGGUGCUUCUACCUGCAGACGAUGACCCCUGAAUAUGAAGCUCUGAAGAAGCUACAGCAAUGCAGCGAUAAAGCAUACAAGCAGCAUCCUGACAGGGUGAAGUUUACUCAAGUGACAGACUCCCCUGAGCAAGUACAAUCCGCCAUAAACGCCAAGCAGCUCAGUGAUCUCCAUUACAAGGCAAAGUACGAAAAGGAGAAGUUCAAAUGUUAUGUGCCCCCCGAUUAUCCCUUCUUCAUCCAGUCCAGAGUCAAUGCCUACAACCUUAGCGAUAACUGUUACAAGUAUGACUGGGAGAAAACCAAAGCGAAGAAGUUUGAGAUGAAGAGUGAUGCUCUUCCAAUCCUGGCAGCUCGAGCUCACACCAACAUCAUCAGCGAUGUUAAAUACAAGAAACAGCACGAGAAGGACAAAGGCCAGAUGAUUGGAGCUCUAAGCAUUGAAGACGAUCCCAAGAUUUUGCAUUCUGUUCAUGUUGCUAAAAUCCAGAGUGAUCGUGAGUACAAAAAGAACUAUGAGAAGACAAAGACCAAAUACCACACUCCUCUGGACAUGAUGGCCAUCUCCCAGGCUAAGAAGUCCCAGGCCGUUGCUAGCAAUACUGGCUACAAGAACCUGAUUCACAAGUACUUCCUUCCCAGUGACAGCAUGGCCCUAGACCUGGCGAAGAGGGCAAACACCAUUCAGAGUGAUAAUGACUACAAGUCCGAGUACAACUGCUACACCAAAGGUACUCCCUGGAUCCCGUUUGGCUCGAUGGACGUGGAGAAAGCCAUGAAGGCCGGGCAGAUUUUAAACGAGAAAAAAUACCGGCAGCCUCCUGACAGCAUUCCGUUUACUGCCAUCGACGACCAUCCCACCAUGGUGCAGGCCAAACUCAGCCAAAUCCAGAGAAGCGACCUGAACUAUAAGAAAGGCCUAAACGAUGUCAUGAGGAAGUACUGCCUGCCCUCAGAUGUACCAGCAUUCAUUCAGGCCAAAUGCAACGCGUUCAAUCUAAGCAAUAAAUAUUACAAGAUGAGCUUUGAAGACCUCAUUGCAAAGGGAUAUGAUCUCAAGACUGAUGCGAUUCCCAUCCUGGCCGCCAAGGCAGCACGAAACGCAGCCAGUAGUUAUCAGUACAAGAAAGAACACGAGAAGGCUAAAGGUCACCACGUCGGCUUCCGUAGCCUUGAUGAUGACCCCCUGUUGGUGCACUACAUGAACGUUGCCAAAAUGCAGAGUGCCAGGGAGUAUACUAAGGACUACCACAAGGUGAAGCUGAAGUAUCACACUCCAGUGGACAUGUUAAGCAUCAUGCAGGCUAAGCAGGCCUCGGCCGUAACCACCAACAUCGGCUACAAGCGGCUGCAGCACCGCUACACCCUCCUUCCUGACGCCAUGAACCUGGAGCUGGCUCGAGCUCUGAAUGCCGCCGUCAGCGACAAUAACUACAAGUCAGACUAUGAGAAUUCCGUGAAGGGAGCCGGCUGGGUGCCUAUUGGUUCUCUAGAUGUGGAAAAAGCAAAGAUGGCGGGAAAAGCUUUGGAUGAAAAGAAUUAUCGGCAGCACCCUGACACCAUCAAGUUCACCAGCAUCUGUGACUCUCCCGUGAUGGUUCAGGCCAAGCUCAAUGCCCAGCAACUAAGUGAUAGAGUGUACAAGGCUGGUGGUGAGAGGUUCCUGCAUACAUACCACCUUCCUGUUGAUUCUCCGGAGCUUUUGCAGGCGAAAUACAAUGCAGUCAACUUUAGCCCGAACUUUUACAAGUAUGCUUAUAAACAAGAUCUGUUAAAAGGACACCACAUGAAUGAAGAUGCCCUUCCAAUUACUACUGCCAAAGCUUCAAGAAAUAUAGCCAGUGAUUAUAAGUACAAGAAAGAUUAUGAGAAAAGCAGAGGCCAUCAUCUGGGCUUCCGCAGUCUGCAGGACGACCCCCUGCUGGUGCACUACAUGGAGGUGGCCAAGAUGCAGAGCGAGAAGAACUAUAAGAAGGACUACCACAAGACCAAGCUGAAGUACAGCAGCCCUGUGGACAUGCUAAGUGUUGUGCAGGCCAAGCAGGCCUCGGCCGCCACCACCAACAUCGGCUACAAAAAACUGCAGCACCGCUACACCUUACUGCCGGAUGCCAUGGACCUGGAACUGGCUCGCAGCAUGAUGGGCAUACAGAGUGACAAUGCCUACAAGGCUGACUACAAGAGCAUGUUGAGGGGUGCUGCCUGGGUCCCUAUCGGCUCGUUAGAUGUGGAGAAAGCCAAGGCAGCCGCCCGUGCCCUGGACGAGAGGUCCUACCGCCAGCACCCCAGCAUGUUCAGCUUCACCAGCCUCGUGGACUCCAUGAACAUGACACUGGCCACGAGCAACACCAAGCAACUUAAUGACGUGGCAUACAGAGCAUCCGGGGAGAAGUUUAAACACACAUACAACCUGCCUGCCGACAGCCCAGAGUUCAUUCAGGCCAAGUACAAUGCGGUGAACCUGAGUGAGGUUCACUACAAGCAGAAAUGGACUGAGUUCAUCGCUAAAGGAUAUGACAUGAAGACGGAUGCAAUUCCCUUUGUGUCGGCUAAGAUGGGAAGACACAUCGCCAGUAACUACCAGUACAAGAAAGAUUAUGAGAAAAGCAGAGGCCAUCAUCUGGGCUUCCGCAGUCUGCAGGACGACCCCCUGCUGGUGCACUACAUGGAGGUGGCCAAGAUGCAGAGCGAGAAGAACUAUAAGAAGGACUACCACAAGACCAAGCUGAAGUACAGCAGCCCUGUGGACAUGCUAAGUGUUGUGCAGGCCAAGCAGGCCUCGGCCGCCACCACCAACAUCGGCUACAAAAAACUGCAGCACCGCUACACCUUACUGCCGGAUGCCAUGGACCUGGAACUGGCUCGCAGCAUGAACAGCAUCGUCAGUAAUUGCAUCUAUAAGAAUGACUACAACAAUUAUGUAAAAGGAUCUGGGUGGGUUCCCAUAGGAUCUCUGGCAGUAGAAACUGCCAGGGUCGGCACUGGGAUCCAAAGCGAGAAGCGGUACCGCACUCACCCCUCCAAGUUCCAGUUCACAAAACUGAUGGACUCCAUGGAUCUGGCCCUUGCCACUGCCAACAAUCAGACUAUGAAUCAGAAAGCAUACACUGAUGCUUGGGAGAAAGACAAGAUCAAGGUCCACAUUAUGCCAGACAGUCCUCUGAUGAUCCAAGCAAAGAUCAACCAGCUCAAUUUGAGUGAGAAACUGUACAAGGCCGGUAUGGAGGAGGAGAAGAAGAAAGGUUAUGACCUCCAGCUAGAUGCCAUGUCAAUCAAGGCUGCAAAGGCCUCCAGGGAUAUUGCCAGUGAUUAUAAGUACAAGCAGGCUUAUGAGAAAAGCAGAGGCCAUCAUCUGGGCUUGCGCAGUCUGCAGGACGACCCCCUGCUGGUGCACUACAUGGAGGUGGCCAAGAUGCAGAGCGAGAAGAACUACAAGAAGGACUACCACAAGACCAAGCUGAAGUACAGCAGCCCUGUGGACAUGCUAAGUGUUGUGCAGGCCAAGCAGGCCUCGGCCGCCACCACCAACAUCGGCUACAAAAAAUUGCAUCACCGCUACAACUUAUUGCCGGAUGCCAUGGACCUGGAACUGGCUCGCAGCAUGAACAGCAUUGUCAGUAAUUGCAUCUAUAAGAAUGACUACAACCAUUAUGUAAAAGGAUCUGGGUGGGUUCCCAUAGGAUCUCUGGCAGUAGAAACUGCCAGGGUCGGCACUGAGAUCCAAAGCGAGAAGCGGUACCGCACUCACCCCUCCAAGUUCCAGUUCACAAAACUGAUGGACUCCAUGGAUCUGGCCCUUGCCACUGCCAACAAUCAGACUAUGAAUCAGAAAGCAUACACUGAUGCUUGGGAGAAAGACAAGAUCAAGGUCCACAUUAUGCCAGACAGUCCUCUGAUGAUUCAAGCAAAGAUCAACCAGCUCAAUAUGAGCGAGAAACUGUACAAGGCCGGUAUGGAGGAGGUGAAGAAGAAAGGUUAUGACCUCCAGCUAGAUGCCAUGUCAAUCAAGGCUGCAAGGGCCUCCAGGGAUAUUGCCAGUGAUUAUAAGUACAAGCAGGCUUAUGAGAAAAGCAGAGGCCAUCAUCUGGGCUUGCGCAGUCUGCAGGACGACCCCCUGCUGGUGCACUACAUGGAGGUGGCCAAGAUGCAGAGUGAGAAGAACUACAAGAAAGACUACCACAAGACCAAGCUGAAGUACAGCAGCCCUGUGGACAUGCUAAGUGUUGUGCAGGCCAAGCAGGCCUCGGCAGUAAUCACCAACACUGGCUAUAAACAGAAAAUAUCACACUAUACUGUCCUCCCAGAUGCCAUGAACUUGGAGCUAGCAAGGAACAUGCAGCAAAUUGCCAGUGAUAAUAUCUAUAAAAGUGAGUACAGCAAUUAUAUUAAAGGAACCGGCUGGAUACCAAUGGGGUCUUUGGAUGUUGAGAAAGCAAAAACAGCAACUCAAAUCAAAAGCGAAACACUGUACCGCCAACACCCAAGCAAAUUCAAGUUCACCAAAGAGAUGCAGUCAAUGGAUAUGGCCUUGGCAACAGCAAAUGCUCAGAUCAUGAACAAGCAAAGCUACACAGGAGCCUGGGAGAAGGACAAGACCCAGAUCCACAUCAUGCCUGAUGCUAUGAAUGUAUGUCUGGCAAGACAGAACAUGCUCAACUAUAGUGAGAAACUUUACAAACUUGCAAACGAGAUGGACAAGAAAAAGGGUUAUGACCUUCCUCUGGAUUCCAUGGCUAUCAAGGCUGCCAAGGCCUGCAGGGAUAUUGCCAGUGAUUACAAGUACAAGACCGGAUAUCGCAAACAAGUUGGACACCACAUUGGGGCCCUCAGCAUCCAAGAUGACCCCCUGCUGAUGCUCGCUCUGAAUUCAGCCAAGAUCGCAAGUGAUGCUUUAUACAAGAAGGACUUCCAUAAGUCCAAGACCAAAUACAACCUUCCAGUGGACAUGAUUGCCUUUGAGCUGGCUAAGAAGAAUCAGAUCCAGGUCAAUGACUUCAACUACAGGACCCGCCUUCACAACUGGACCUGCCUGCCGGACUCCAAUGAUGUCGUCCAGGCCAGACAGGUCUAUGACAUGCAGAGUGAUGUAGUGUACAAGGCAGACCUGAAAUGGCUUAAGGGCUUGGGAUGGGUUCCCAUGGGCUCUCUGGACGUCGAACAGGUCAAGAAGGCUGGACAGUUCCUGAGUGAGAACCUGUACCGCCAGCACCCGAGCAAAUUCACCUUCACCAGCUCGACAGAGGACAUGCCGAUGGUUCUGGCUAAAGCCAAUGCGCUAAACACCAACAAGUUUCGCUACACUGAAGCCUGGGACAACGACAAGACAAACAUUCACGUGAUGCCAGACAGCAUGCAGGUCACUCUGGCUCGGCAGAACAUGGCCCACUACAGUGAGAAACUCUACCGACUUGCCCAUGAAGAGGCCAAGAAAAAGGGGUAUGACCUUCCUGUUGACUCCAUGGCUAUCAAGGCUGCCAAGGCCUCCAGGGACAUUGCCAGUGAUUACAAGUACAAGACCGGAUAUCGCAAACAAGUUGGACACCACAUUGGGGCCCUCAGCAUCCAAGAUGACCCCCUGCUGAUGCUCGCUCUGAAUUCAGCCAAGAUCGCAAGUGAUGCUUUAUACAAGAAGGACUUCCAUAAGUCCAAGACCAAAUACAACCUUCCAGUGGACAUGAUUGCCUUUGAGCUGGCUAAGAAGAAUCAGAUCCAGGUCAAUGACUUCAAUUACAGGACCCGCCUUCACAACUGGACCUGCCUGCCGGACUCCAAUGAUGUCGUCCAGGCCAGACAGGUCUAUGACAUGCAGAGUGAUGCAGUUUACAAGGCAGACCUGAAAUGGCUUAAGGGCUUGGGAUGGGUUCCCAUGGGCUCUCUGGACGUCGAACAGGUGAAGAAGGCUGGACAGGUCCUGAGUGAGAACCUGUACCGCCAGCACCCGAGCAAAUUCACCUUCACCAGCUCGACAGAGGACAUGCCGAUGGUUCUGGCUAAAGCCAAUGCGCUAAACACCAACAAGUAUCGCUACACUGAAGCCUGGGACAACGACAAGACAAAGAUUCACGUGAUGCCAGACAGCAUGCUGGUCACUCUGGCUCGGCAGAACAUGGCCCACUACAGUGAGAAACUCUAUAAACUUGCCCAUGAAGAGGCCAAGAAAAAGGGUUAUGACCUCCCUGUUGACUGCUUGGCUAUCAAGGCUGCCAAGGCCUCCAAGGACAUUGCCAGUGAUUACAAGUACAAGACCGGAUAUCGCAAACAAGUUGGACACCACAUUGGGGCCCUCAGCAUCCAAGAUGACCCCCUGCUGAUGCUUGCUCUGAAUUCAGCCAAGAUCGCAAGUGAUGCUUUAUACAAGAAGGACUUCCAUAAGUCCAAGACCAAAUACAACCUUCCAGUGGACAUGAUUGCCUUUGAGCUGGCUAAGAAGAAUCAGAUCCAGGUCAAUGACUUCAACUACAGGACCCGCCUUCACAACUGGACCUGCCUGCCGGACUCCAAUGAUGUCGUCCAGGCCAGACAGGUCUAUGACAUGCAGAGUGAUGCAGUUUACAAGGCAGACCUGAAAUGGCUUAAGGGCUUGGGAUGGGUUCCCAUGGGCUCUCUGGACGUCGAACAGGUGAAGAAGGCUGGACAGGUCCUGAGUGAGAACCUGUACCGCCAGCACCCGAGCAAAUUCACCUUCACCAGCUCGACAGAGGACAUGCCGAUGGUUCUGGCUAAAGCCAAUGCACUAAACACCAACAAGUUUCGCUACACUGAAGCCUGGGACAACGACAAGACAAACAUUCACGUGAUGCCAGACAGCAUGCUGGUCACUCUGGCUCGACAGAACAUGGCCCACUACAGUGAGAAACUCUACCGACUUGCCCAUGAAGAGGCCAAGAAAAAGGGGUAUGACCUCCCUGUUGACUGCUUGGCUAUCAAGGCUGCCAAGGCCUCCAGGGACAUUGCCAGUGAUUACAAGUACAAGACCGGAUAUCGCAAACAAGUUGGACACCACAUUGGGGCCCUCAGCAUCCAAGAUGACCCCCUGCUGAUGCUCGCUCUGAAUUCAGCCAAGAUCGCAAGUGAUGCUUUAUACAAGAAGGACUUCCAUAAGUCCAAGACCAAAUACAACCUUCCAGUGGACAUGAUUGCCUUUGAGCUGGCUAAGAAGAAUCAGAUCCAGGUCAAUGACUUCAAUUACAGGACCCGCCUUCACAACUGGACCUGCCUGCCGGACUCCAAUGAUGUCGUCCAGGCCAGACAGGUCUAUGACAUGCAGAGUGAUGCUGUAUACAAGGCAGACCUGAAAUGGCUUAAGGGCUUGGGAUGGGUUCCCAUGGGCUCUCUGGACGUCGAAAAGGUGAAGAAGGCUGGACAGGUCCUGAGUGAGAACCUGUACCGCCAGCAUCCGAGCAAAUUCACCUUCACCAGCUCGACAGAGGACAUACCGAUGGUUCUGGCUAAAGCCAAUGCGCUAAACACCAACAAGUUUCGCUACACUGAAGCCUGGGACAACGACAAGACAAAGAUUCAUAUGAUGCCAGACAGCAUGCUGGUCACUCUGGCUCGACAGAACAUGGCCCACUACAGUGAGAAACUCUAUAAACUCGCCCAUGAAGAGGCCAAAAAAAAGGGUUAUGACCUCCCUGUUGACUGCUUGGCUAUCAAGGCUGCCAAGGCCUCCAAGGACAUUGCCAGUGAUUAUAAAUACAAGACAGGAUAUCGCAAGCAAGUGGGACACCACAUUGGAGCCCGUAGUGUCCAGGACGACCCUCUGCUUAUGCUGGCUCUGAACUCGGGCAGGAUCGCCAGCGAUGUUCUAUACAAGAAGGACUUCAACAAGUCCAAGACCAAAUUCCACCUCCCCGUUGACAUGCUGAACAUCGAGCUGGCUAAGAAGUGCCAGAUCCAAGUCAAUGACUUCAACUACAGAACUCACCUGCACAACUGGACCUGCCUGCCAGACUCCAAUGAUGUCGUUCAAGCCAGACAGGCCUAUGAUCUGCAGAGUGAUGCUGUAUACAAGGCAGACCUUAAGUGGCUUCAGGGUCUUGGGUGGGUCCCGAUUGGCUCACUUGAUGUUGAGAAAGCCAAGAAAGCUGCAGAUAUCCUGAGUGAGAGGAAGUACCGGCAACCUCCUAGCUCACAUCCAUUCUCCAGUGUGACUGACUCCUUGGAGCUUAUGCUAGCACAGGCCAAUGCCAUAAUCAUGAACAAGCGUCUGUACACUGAAGCCUGGGAAAAGGACAAAGUCAAAAUCCAUGUCAUGCCUGACACCCCCGAGAUUCUUUUGGCUCAACAGAACAAACUAAACAACAGUCGGCAAUAUUACAGGCAUGCUUUUGAAGAAUCCCUCAAGAUGGGCUAUCACCUACCUCAAGAUGCAAUUUCUGUCAUAGCAGCAAAGGCCUCCAGGGAUAUUGCCAGCAAUUACAAGUACAAGGCUAGUUACCGCAAACAAGUGGGUCACCACAUUGGAGCCCGUAGUGUCCAGGAUGACCCGCUGCUCAUGCUAGCUCUGAACUCGGCCAAGAUUGCCAGCGAUGCUCUAUACAAGAAGGACUUUAACAAGUCCAAGACCAAAUUCCACCUCCCCGCUGACAUGCUGAACAUCGAGCUGGCUAAGAAGUGCCAGAUCCAAGUCAAUGACUUCAACUACAGGACUCGCCUGCACAACUGGACCUGCCUACCGGACUCCAAUGAUGUCGUUCAAGCCAGGAAGGCCUAUGAUCUAAACAGUGACGCUGUGUACAAGGCAGACAUGGAGUACAUGAGGGGACUUGGAUGGAUUCCCAUUGGCUCAUUUGAUGUUGUGAAGGCAAAGAAGGCUGCGGAGAUCCUAAGUGAACGAUCGUACCGCCAAAAGCCGGACACUUUUAAGUAUACAACUGAUAUGGAGUCCAUUCCUAUGGUAUUAGCCAAAGCAAAUGCUCAGACAAUAAACAAGCGCCUGUACAUCGAUGCCUGGGAAAACGAGAAAACUAAGAUCCAUGUGAAUGCUGAUCUACCUGAGAUUGCUCUAGCUAAGGUCAAUGCUGCCAACAUCAGUCAGAAACUUUACCGGAAGAGCUUUGAGGAUUUUAUUAUAAAGGGCUAUGACAUGAAACCAGAUGCCAUAUCAGUGAGAGCUGCCCGGGCUUCUCGGGACAUUGCCAGUGAUUAUAAAUAUAAAGCAGGAUAUCGCAAGCAAGUGGGACACCACAUUGGAGCCCGUAGUGUCCAGGACGACCCUCUGCUUAUGCUGGCUCUGAACUCGGGCAGGAUCGCCAGCGAUGUUCUAUACAAGAAGGACUUCAACAAGUCCAAGACCAAAUUCCACCUCCCCGCUGACAUGCUGAACAUCGAGCUGGCUAAGAAGUGCCAGAUCCAAGUCAAUGACUUCAACUACAGGACUCGCCUGCACAACUGGACCUGCCUGCCGGACUCCAAUGAUGUCGUUCAAGCCAGGAAGGUCUAUGAUAUGCAGAGUGAUGCUGUUUACAAGUCAGACCUGGAAUGGCUCAGAGGUACUGGCUGGGUCCCCAUUGGUUCGCCAGAUGUUGAGCAAGCUAAGAAGGCGGCCGAGGUCUUAAGUGAGAAAAAGUACCGCCAGCAUCCAAGCAACUUCAAGUUUUCCAGCAAGAUGGAUUCCUUGCACCUUGCUCUGGUUCAGGCUAAUGCAAAACUAAUGGACCAGAGGGCUUACACAGAGGCCUGGGACAGAGACAAGGUCAACAUCCACAUCAUGCCAGACACGCCAGCCAUUCUUCUUGCACAGCAGAACAAACUCAACACCAGCCAGAAAUAUUAUAGAAAAGACUAUGAAGACAGUCUCCAGAAGGGCUAUUACCUUCCCAAGGAUGCUAUCCCUGUGAUGUCAGCGAAAGCCUCCAGAGACAUCAUCAGUGAUUACAAGUACAAGGCAGGCUACCGCAAGCAAAAGGGGCACCACAUUGGAGCCCUUACCAUCCAUGAUGACCCUUUGAUCAUACUGGCCAUGAAUGCGGUCAAGAUCGCCAGCGAUGUUCUAUACAAGAAGGACUUCAACAAGUCCAAGACCAAAUUCCACCUCCCUGCUGACAUGCUGAACAUCGAGCUGGCUAAGAAGUGCCAGAUCCAAGUCAAUGACUUCAACUACAGAACUCGCCUGCACAACUGGACCUGCCUGCCAGACUCCAAUGAUGUUGUCCAAGCCAGGAAGGUCUAUGAUAUGCACAGUGAUGCGGUGUACAAGUCAGAUCUUGAGUGGCUUCGAGGCUGUGGCUGGAUGCCACAGGAUUCUCUGGAUGUGAACAAGGUCAAGCGUGCCCAGAACAUCCUCAACGACAGGCUGUACCGCCAACAUCCAGGCACCAUCAAGUUUACCAGCAUCGUCGACUUGCCCGACAUCAUUCUGGCUAAGCAAAAUGCCGACAUCCUCAGUGAUAUGAAAUACAAAAAAGCCUGGGAGAAGGACAAAACCAACAUACACAUGACACCUGACAUACCCUCCAUGGAGCUGUCCAAGGUCAACUCCCUCAAUAUUAGUAAUAAAUUGUACACAAAAGCCUGGGAUGAUGAGAAGGCCAAGGCAUACCAAAUAAAAGCAGAUGCCAUCUCCUUUUUGAAUGCCAGAUCAUCUCGGGAUAUCAUUAGUGAUUACAAAUACAAGGCAGGUUACCGGAAGCAAUUGGGUCACCACAUUGGAAUCCACAGUGUCCAAGAAGACCCCCUGCUUAUGAUGGCUUUGAAUGCCGUCAAAAUUGCCAGUGAUGUCCGGUACAAGAAGAACUUCAAUAAGUCCAAGACCAAAUUCCACCUCCCCGCUGACAUGCUGAGCAUCGAGUUGGCUAAGAAGUGCCAGAUCCAAGUCAAUGACUUCAACUACAGAACUCACCUGCACAACUGGACCUGCCUGCCAGACUCCAACGAUGUCGUUCAAGCCAGGAAGGCCUAUGAUCUGCAGAGUGAUGCAGUUUACAAGUCUGACCGGGAGUGGUUAAAGGGCAUUGGCUGGAUGCCAAAUGAAUCGUUUGAAGUAAAGAAAGCAAAGAAUGCCCAGAAGAUCUUGACAGAUAGAGGGUACCGCACCAAAGUGGAUGAACUUAAGUACACAACUGCUUUAGACAGAGUAGAUUUUAUUGCAGCCAGAAAUGCAGCAGGAAUCCUGAAUGAGGCAAAAUAUCGUGAGGCUUGGCACAAUGACAAGACUAAGUACACGAUGCUGGAUACCCCGCAGUUUGCAGCAGCUAGGGAGGCUGCCAAGAACAUUAACCAGCAUCUGUACAUCCAGGAUUGGGAGAAGAAAAAAGCAACGAGUUACAACAUGUCGAUCGACGCUUUGAUGCUCAGGCAUAGCAUUCAGAUCGGAAACAUGCAGAGUGACCAUAACUACAAAGAAAAUUACCGCAAGCAAAUGGGGCAUCACGCCGGAGCCCUCGCCGUUCACGAUGACCCCCUGCUUAGGAUGGCUUUGAAUGCAGUCAGAAUUGCCAGCGAUGUUCUAUACAAGAAGGGCUUCCAUGAGACCAAGACCAAAUACACCCUUCCUGCAGAUAUGAUUGCAGUUGAGCUGGCUAAGAAGAACCAGAUGCAAGUCAAUGAUAAAAACUAUAGAACUCACUUGCACAACUGGACCUGCCUGCCAGAUUCUAAUGAUGUCAUCCAGGCUCGGAAAGCGUACGACCUACAGAGUGAUUUUGUCUACAAGGCUGACUUGGAGUGGCUCCGUGGUUGCGGUUGGGUGGCACUGGAUUCGGUGGAUCAUGUGAAAGUCAGGAAGGCACAGAAUACACUGAACGACAGGUUUUACAAGAAGGAGGCCAGAGAAAACUUCGGCAGAUACACGCAUGUUGUGGAUCGCCCAGAGAUCAUUUUGGCCAAAGUCAAUGCUUUCCACCUCAGCGAUGUUAAAUACAAAGAGACUUUCAACUUGGAGAAAGGCAAGUACAUUGGCUCAAUGGACACCCCACAGCUGGCCCACUGCAGAGAGGUGUCCAAGCUCAACAGUGAGAAACUCUACAAAUUGAACUGGGACAACAGCAAAGCCAUCGGAUACCAACUGGACCACUUGUACAUUCCUUUAGUAGCGGCAAAGCAGAGUCGAGAUGUCAUUAGCGAGGCAAAAUACAAGGAGGCCCAUGAGAAUGCAAAGGGACACUAUUUAGCAGGGACCACUGUAGACUUCCCGCAGGUGGUCCAUGCCGCUGGGAUUGAGAAGAUGAAGAGCAUGAGAGAUUACCGGAAGGGCUACGAGCAGACCAAGACCAAGCUGCACAUCCCCUUCGACAUGCUGAGCCACAUCGUUGCCAAACGCUGCCAGGGCAUUCUGAGCGACAUCCAGUACCGGAACUACUUGCACCAGUGGAUCUGCCUCCCAGAGCAAAAUGACGUCAUUCAAGCACGCAAGGCCAAUGAAAUCCUGAGUGAUGUGUUCUACAAAGAAGAUCUAAACUGGAUAAAGGGUAUCGGUUGCUAUGUGUGGGAUACACCUGAGAUCCUCCGUGCCAAGAAGUCAUAUGAGAUACAAAGUGAUAUCAAGUACAAAGCUGAGGGAAAGAAGGACCUGAAUAACUUUUCCAUGGUGACAGACACACCGCACUAUGUAUCAGCUGUUCUGGGCCACACCUGGGCCAGUGAGCUGAACUACAGGGAAGCUUACCACAAGGACAAGCAUAAUUACACUACUGUCCUGGAUACCUUUGAUUUUCCCAGGUAUCAGUACCUGAAGCAAGCAUACAGCAAUAAAUUAUACACAGCUGCAUGGGAUACCUUCAAGGCAAAGAGUUACAAGUUGCCAGCAGAUUCCCGAACCUUUGCUCAUGUGAAAAACCAGAAGACCAUUCAGAGUGAUGUGAAGUACCAUGAGGAUUAUGAGAGGUUCAAGGCCCUAUACAGUCUGCCCAAAUCAGCAGAGGAUGACCCUGUGAUGGCUCGGUGUAUCCGCGCUGGGAAGCUUUGCCUGGAUCGCCUCUACAGGCAAGGCUACGAGAAGAGCAAGGCCAGGGUGCACCUGCCCCCUGACAUGCAUGAAGUCGUGGCUGCCCGGCAGACCCAGGACCGGGUCAGUGAGGUCGGGUACCGCCAUUACCUGCACCAGUGGAUCUGCCUGCCAGACCUGCAGGUCUAUGCUCAUGCUCGCAAGGUCAACGAGCAGCUCAGUGAUGUCUUCUACAAGGACGACCUGAACUGGCUAAAGGGCAUUGGCUGCUUUGUCUGGGACACUCCUGAGAUCCUGCGUUGUAAACGUGCUGACAAAAUUCAGAGUGAGAACCAAUACAGAGCCGUAGGGGUGGAGAAUUUAAAAAAUUACUCUGUAGUGCUGGAAACUCCAACUUAUGAAGCCUACAAAAAGAGUGCUGUACACCUGAGUGAUCUUAACUACCACCAUGAUUAUACCACCAACAUCAAGGGCACCAACACAGCCCCAGCCAUCACCUUAGACACCGAAAGGGUGAAGCUGGCCAACUACAUCCAGAGCGACAACUUCUACAAAUAUGCCAACAAGAAACUCAUGCCUACUGGUUACUCCAUUCCCUCUGACAUGCCGCUCAUCAAGCAAGCCCAAGCCAACACCCUCCUAUCCAGCAAUGUGAAGUACAAGGAAGCCUAUGACCUCAUGAAGGCAAAGAACUACACUCUGGACUGCAACAGUGUUAAUCUUGUCAACAUCAAGAAAGUCAACGCACUCACCAACCUGCGUCUCUACCAUGAGAAAUAUCAUAAGGAGAAGGACAAGAUCCAUUCCACCUACGACACACCAGAAAUCCACCAAGUCAGGAAGACCCAGAAGGCCAUCAGUGAUCUGUGCUACAAAGAAAAGUAUUUCAACAACAGAGGCAACAUGAUUUCUCUACCAAUCACUCCACAACUGAUGCACUGCCACCACGUCAACGAGAUCACCAGUGAUCUUAAGUACAAAGAGGACUUACAGUGGCUGAGGGGCCUUGGCUGUUUCAUGUACGAAACACCAGAGCUGGUCCGCAUCCGCAAAAUCACCAGGUUCCGGGUAAAUUACGAUGUGGAAGCUAAGAAGAUGCGCAGUCAGUACUGCACUGUCCUGGAAACGCCAGAGUAUAAGCGUGUGACCGAGCUGAAGACCCAUAUGAGUGACCUGGUGUAUAAAGCCAAAGGCAAUGAGCAGAAGUCCAAAUGCACCACAAACGCGGACCGUCUAGACAUCCAGAGAGUCAAGUGGGCCCAGCAGCUGACCAGCCAGUUCCUUUAUACCGACCUGGCCUCCAAGGAGAGGGCUCACUACACCCCUGAGAUGAACACUCCUGCCAUGCAGCACACUCGCAAGAUGAAGGUGGUCUUCAGUGAGAAGAAAUACAAGGAUCAAUAUGAGAGGAUGAAGCACAAGUACACCUCCAUCGCCGACACACCGAUCGUCAUCAGGGCCAAGAAGGCUUACCUCAACUCUAGUGAUCUUCGCUACAAGGAGGCCUUUGAGUUGGCUAAGGGCCGCUACCACACAGUGAAGGAUGCUCUGGACAUUCUCUACCACCGCAGGGUCACGGAUGAUAUAAGCGAGGUGAAGUAUAGGGAGAAGUACAUCAGCUCUUUGGGACUCUGGAGGUCCAUCCCAGACCGCCCUGACCUCUUCCACCACAAGAUCGUGCGGGACUCCAUCAGCACUGUUAAAUACAAGGAGGAACUAGACUGGCUGAAGGGUAUCGGUUGCUACGUGUGGGACACCCCAUUGAUGGUGUUGGCAGAGAAGAACAAAACCCUUUACAGUGAGAGGAUAUAUAAAGCAUCAUUUGAGACAAACAGAGGUAACUUCAGGUAUACCUGUGACACGCCAUUCUAUCGUGCCAUGAAGAAUGCCUCCGUUGUAACCGAUCAUAAGCGGUACCGGUCCAGAGCCAUGGAGCUCCUAAAGAGUGGCUGCAAUGAGCUUUUCCGGCCGGACAUCCUUGGAGCCAUGUACAACUCCAGCAUGUGGAGCCAGUGGAGGUACAAGGAGAAGUACCAGCGCACCAAGGACAAGUACACCACAGUGCUGGAGACCCCCGAGCACGACAUGCACGAGCGCAGCAAGAAAAUCAGUGACAUCAUAUAUAAGAUGGAGUACAAUAGAAACAAGGCCACGGCCUACACCCUGGGCCAUGACACCCCACUCCAGCUGCACAUGAAGAAGGUCAAGGAUCUUCAGAGCGUGCAAAAGUACAAAGAGCAGUAUGAGAGUGAGAAAGCUCACAUCAACAUCGCUUCUGAUGCUCAUGAAAUCCGGGCCGCCAAGGAGGCCUACAAGAACAUCAGUAAUCUUGACUACAAGAAGAAAUAUGAGGCCACCAAAAACAAGUGGAUCUGGACUGUGGACAGGCCAGACUUUGUCCAUGCAGCAAAGACCUCUCUUCAGCAGAGCGAUGUAGAGUACAAGUAUGACAAGGAGAUGCUGAAGGGCUGCAAGACCUCUGUGGUUGACGACAAGCUCCUGACCCUGAUCAAGCAAACUGGCCAGCUGGCCAGUGAAGUCAAAUACAAGGAGAAGUAUGAGAAGGCAAAGGGAAACUACCAAACUGUUCCUGACACCCCUCACAUGCUCCAUAUCAAAUCAGUAGCCUCCCUCUCAUCUGUGAGCAAAUAUAAGGAGGCCAGCAAGAAGCAAAUGCAGUCUGGCUCCUUUACAACGCUGCCGGAGACUCGGGAGACUGCCCACGGGAAGGAGAUGUCCAAACUGGUCAGCGAGAAAAAAUACAAGCUGAAGUUUGAGAAAGAAAAGGGCAAGUCCCAGUACAACAACAUGAUCGUCCCCCCUAAUGUGCAGCAUGCAAUGGAUGUGGCCAAGAGCCAGAGCAACGUGGCCUAUAAGCAGGAGAGAAAAGCUAAGCUGCAAUACACACCAGUGGCAGACCGGCCUGAUAUCAGGAAGGCCACCCAAGCUGCCAAGCUCAUCAGCAACGUGGGCUACCGGGACAAGGCCCGUGAGGAGGCCAGUCGCGGGGGGUCACUGGCUAACCGGCCUGAUAUCACCCUCGCCACUGAGGUGUCCAAACUCACCAGCCAGGUCAGGUACAAGGAGAAGUUUGAUAAGGAGAUGAAGGGGCAGAGGCCACAGUAUGACCUCAAGAGCAGCAAGAUUUACCAAACUCUCAAGGAUGCCAAUACUCUCGCCAGUGAGGUGAAGUACAAGACAGACCUGAAGAAGAUCCACAAACCUGUAACAAACAUAUCUGAGUCUCUGUCCAUGCAGCACAGCCUGAGCACCAGCAAACUGUCCAGUGAUUAUCAGUACAAGAAGAAAUUUGAGGAGAGUAAAGGUCGCUAUCACAUGAUUCCAGACACACCUGAGCAGAUCCAUCAUAAGGAGGCUUCAGAACUGCAGAGCCAAGUAAAGUACAAGGAGAAAUAUGAGAAGGAGCGUGGCAAGGCCAUGCUGGACUUUGAGACGCCUUCGUAUAUGUCAGCUAAAGAAGCCCAGCAACUGCAGAGCCAGAAAGAUUAUAAGAAGGAGUAUGAGGAGUCCAUCAAAGGGAGGAAUCUCUCUGGCCUGGAGGUCACCCCUGCCAUGUUGCACGUCAGACAUGCCACCAAAAUCGUCAGCGAGAAAGAGUACAGGAGGGAUCUAGAGGAGGGGGUCAAGGGUAAAGGUUUAACGGUCCUGGACGAAACUCCUGAACUGUUGAGAGCAAAGAAUGCAACCCAAAUUCUGAAUGAGAGAGAAUACAAAAAGGCCCUGGAGAAUGAGAUUAAGGGCAAAGGGAUCACCAUAGCAACAGACACCCCAGACUUCAUGAGGGCAAAGAAUGCCACCGACAUCCUCAGCCAGACAAAGUACAAGCAGACAGCUGAGCAGGACCGAGCCAGCUACACAACGGUGACCGACACACCUGACAUCAUCCACGCUCAGCAGGUCCGAAACCUCGUCAGCCAGAAAAAGUACAAGGAGGACGCUGAGAAGAGCAUGUCUCACUACGUGCCGGUACUGGACACGCCCGAGAUGCAGCGAUUCCGUGAGAACCAGAAGAACUUCAGCACGCUUCAGUACCAGACUGACCUUAAAAACAAUCGGGGAAAAAUGUCUGUCAUAAAGGACACCCCGGAAAUGCAGCGUGUUAAAGACAAUCAAAGGAAUUUCAGCUCGAUAUUGUACAAAGAGGAACUGGGCGGUGGAACAGCUGUAGCAGAGACCCCAGAGAUGGAGAGAGUUAAACGCAAUCAGCAAGCAAUUAGCACGAUAAAGUACAAGGAUGCAUUGGGUCAAGGUACAGCCAUCCCAGACCUCCCUGAGGUGAAACGGGUUCGGGAAACCCAGAAGAACAUCAGCUCGAUAAAGUACAAGGAGUCAGUGGGCCAAGGUACAGCCAUCUCAGACCUCCCUGAGGUGAAACGGGUCCGGGAGACCCAGAAGAACAUCAGCUCGGUGAUGUAUAAGGACAACGCAGCGAAGGGAACCCCAGUCAUGUUCACACCCGAGAUGGAGCGAGUCAAACGCAACCAAGAACACAUUAGCUCGGUACUGUACUCUGAUAGUUUCCGCAAGCAGAUCCAGGGCAGAGCUGCUUUUGUGUUAGACACCCCUGAGAUGAGGCGAGUCAAGGAGACCCAACGCAACAUCUCCGGAGUGGUGUACCACCAAGAGUUUGAGAAGAACAAGGGCAGCUUCACGCCCGUCGUGACCGACCCCAUCACUGAGCGUGUGAAGAAGAACACGCAAGAUUUCAGUGACAUCAACUACCGUGGAAUCCAGAGGAAAGUGGUGGAGAUGGAGAGAAAAAGGGCAGAGGAUCAUGACCAGGAUACCAUCACAGACUUGCGCGUGUGGCGCACCAACCCUGGCUCAGUCUUUGACUAUGACCCGGCAGAGGACAACAUCCAGUCCAGGAGUCUACACAAGAUGUCAGUCCAAGCCCAGCGGCGCAAUAAGGACCUUUCCCGAUCCACCAGCAUGCUAAUCCCAGGGGAUGAGAAGUCAGAAGUUUCUGAGAACGCAGACCACCAGCUGUCCCAGUACAGCAACGGCUUUGGCAGCUCAUCUCUAGGGUAUCGGCAGACCAAAACUGUGGAGGUACAGCAAAGGUCAUCCUCUGUGGCCACACAGCUGACAGCACCAUCCUCUGUCCCCUCUCACCCUUCUACCACAGGGAAAACCGUCCGUGCCAUGUAUGACUAUGCAGCUGCAGACGACGACGAGGUGUCGUUCAAAGAUGGAGACGUUAUCAUGAAUGUGCAGUCCAUCGACGAGGGCUGGAUGUAUGGAACCGUGCAGCGCACCGGCAAGACCGGCAUGCUGCCUGCCAAUUACGUGGAAGCAAUCUAAAGGCAGGCAGCAUCCGGCAUGUGUGUCGCUCAUACGCUCAUGCAUGUAUGGUAGCACGACACAUGCCAUGCCAGGCAGACUUCAAAAACAUGCUGUAUAAUUAGUAUUUUGUAAUCUGCCAUACCAUUCUGCUGUAAAACGCCUUUAAAAACAUUUGUUUUGUUCUAUAACAGAGACGAAUCCAAGGAACACUGAUAAUUUAAUAAAUGAAUAGCUGACAUUUAAGUUAUUGGAAAUUCAAAGAGAAGACUGGCUAAAUCUGUCCUUGCUACCCUUUAUGGAAGCUAAUAUUUGUUAAGUAAAAUUUAAAAAAAAGGAAUUUUAAAAGAAAAGGCAAGCCCCUCCCCUUCUGUGGUGAAGUCUGACCAUUAGUUCAUGCAUGGCAUGUUGUAUCCUAGGGGCAAAUGUAUACCUACAAUAGAUAAUAAAACACAUUUAGAUUCUGCAA